This is a messenger RNA of Theobroma umbraticum, 2691 nucleotides long. Its product is annotated as DDT domain-containing protein. Lineage: Eukaryota; Viridiplantae; Streptophyta; Magnoliopsida; Malvales; Malvaceae. The record is from RefSeq and is a predicted model, not a curated record.
CCCACGACGAGGGACGGCUCUGACGGGGAGAGGCAGUAGCAAGGGAAAACGUGAGAACUUACUUUUCUCUUUCGAAGAAUUAAAAAUAAACCAAAAAAAAAAAAAGAAAAAAACCCCGCAAGAAACUCAAAGCGGGUGACCGCAUUGCUUACUACAUUCCCUGAGGCAGUUUGAAAUAUGCCUCUCUUCAAGAGGAAGCCUUUUGGUUUAGCAGAGCCACCAAAGGAUUUGGAACCCUAUGCUCUUGUAUACCAAGUUCGAUUCACGAAAGAGAUCUUUCAGGAUUAUCAAGAGUAUCUGAACCGGAUAAAUUUUUAUCGUCAGAGAGUUUGGAUGUGCAAAUAUACUGGAAAAUCUAACAUGACUUAUGAAGAGGCUUUGGUGUCAGAAAAACAUGCGACUCAAAAGGUUCAAGAGCUACCCAAUGAGCUAGUGGCACCUGCAUUGUGUAUUAUCCAAUUUAGUAUGCUGUCAUUGAGAGAUCUUGCUGAUGCAAUAGCUAAAAAGUUGCAGAAGGAUUUGUUUGUGGGUGCUAAUUUGUAUGGACGGAAGGAUGGUAGUCUGUAUCCAUGCAAAGUGUUAAAACUUGUGGAGAAUGGUGUCGAAAAAAUACAAUAUGAGGUGGCAUGGAUUAACAAAACUAGGAAAAUAACAGAAAAUUCAAUAGUACUUGGAGAAGAUCUGGUAUGGAAGAAAACACCCUUUAGCAGAAAUAUUUUGAAGUCUUUUAUUCGGGAGUCCACAUGCCGAAGUAUUCCUUGGGUGAUUCAUGAGAAACUAGCACAGAAACAUGGUAUCUCAACUGACCCUCCACAGGAGUUGCGUAGCAGAUUUUUCUUUAAAGAUGGACAGCUUGUUGCCAAAAUGAAGAAAAGGAAAAAUGGAGAUGGAAAAAAUGUUGGGGAAGUAAAUGACGAAUCUGGGAAAUCCAAAAGGAAGAAAGUAGAAACUGGGACGUCUGAUGCAGUGAAGAACGGUAAGGAAGAAAAUAAUCAGCCUAAGGAAGAACCUGUCAAAUAUCCCAUUGAUGACCUUCUGGUGCAGCCUGGUCCAGAUGAUCCACUUUUUACUGAUCGCCCUUUUCCGUCAAGGGAUUUCAAUGUUCCGAUGGAUUGCGUUGGUGAUCUUUUGAUGGUUUGGGAUUUUUGUUCUUCAUUUAGUAGGCUACUGCAUUUAUGGCCAUUCUCUCUUGAAGAUUUUGAAAAUGCUAUUUGUCACAAGGAUAGUAAUUUGGUUCUCAUCGCUGAAACACAUUCAGCUCUUCUUCGGUUGCUUAUAAAAGAUGACAGUGAAUAUUCAUUCGCUUUACAGAAGAGAAAGCGAAAGCCUAAGAUUUCACUCAUCACGUGGACAGAUUAUGUCUGUGAUUUCUUGGAAAUGAUCAACAUUACUGAAUUAAGCUCUUCUAUGACCACUAUAAAGCGGGGGCAUUAUGGCCUUCUGGAUGCUAAUGCUAAAUUAUGGGUCUUGCGUGAAUUGGUUAGUCAUGCCCUUGAAACAGAUCUUAUUAGGGGGAAGUUGGAUGAGCAUAUUGAACAGCGACAGAUGCUUGGAGCCAUACGACGAGGGGAAGCUUUGGAAUAUGCUAGAAAGAGAAGAGAAGAAAAAGAACAGUUGAAAGGUGAAUCUGGUGCUGAUGGAUUAGUGAAGGAAAAUAGUCUGGAGAGCACAGGAAGCAAUCCGCACAUUGCAGAAAAUGGAAAUCCCAUCAUAGAGACAGGAGAUAUGGUGGAAGAGGUUAUUUCCUCUCAGCAAAGCAAUACAUUUUAUGAUAGGAGGCAAUUAGACUGUCCAUCAAUGAAAACAGAGGAAAAGCAAAAUGUGGAUCCAAAAGUCCUAGCAGAAAAUGUAACAAAUUCAUGUGAGAAGGAAGCACAGAAACAGCUAAGUGGUGAUAAAAAGGAAGCAGAGGAGAGGAAGAGUAAAGAAAAGAGGCAACAGAGGAGGGAAUAUUUUGAACGUGAGAUGGAGAAACGAAGCAUUCGAACUAGUCCCUUAGGUAAAGACAGGGACUAUAACAGGUAUUGGUGGUUUAGGCGAGAUGGGAGGAUAUUUAUUGAGAUUUCUGAUACCAAGCAGUGGGGCUAUUAUAGUACCAAGGAAGAGGUUGAUGCACUGAUACGCUCGCUGAACCGUAAGGGUGAGAGAGAGAGAGCUCUUCAGAUUCAGCUGGAAAAAUUCUACGGCAAGAUAUGCUUGGAACUCCAAAAGAGAUCAAAGGAUUUGGCUCACAAGAUUGCCUUGGAAGAGGCUGUGCUUCGAAGAUCGACUCGUGUACGUGCACCCCCAAGGGAAAAUCCUGCUAAUGCUUUCCUCAGGUAUGUGAACAAGUGGAAAGAAGAUUAAUUUGAUUCGAGUUUGAUAUCAGAGAUCAGACUUUCAUUUAAUUGAAAUCAGGCGCUCUACAUAGUUGUCACUUUGAAAGUAAACACAGGAGAGUAGGAAUUUUAAGUUGAUUUAAGUGCCUGCUUACAUUUUGAUGGAAUGUGGAAGGAUGGAUAGUUGUAGUUGGCCAAAGAAGGAUGUGGAGGAACUGGGAUGGAGCUGUUUUUUGAUCCAUUCCUCUUAUUAGUUGACAAGCAUCUACUCAUGCUUGACCCUCAAUUUUGUAAAUGACAUCGGCUUGACAUUCUUUAAUUGUGUUAUCAUCUGCGUAGAAAUUUCUGAUCAACUCAUUGCUUUUCUGGUGGA